This is a messenger RNA of Frieseomelitta varia, 426 nucleotides long. RefSeq lists its product as uncharacterized. The record is from RefSeq and is a predicted model, not a curated record. NCBI's taxonomy places the organism in Eukaryota, Metazoa, Arthropoda, Insecta, Hymenoptera, Apidae. Bases 1 to 426 code for a protein of 141 amino acids. Gene Ontology annotation, molecular function: nucleic acid binding. The transcript is spliced from 4 exons.
AUGGGUUUACGUAAUAUAGCUCGGUUCCAACGUGUUCAAGGGUUACAUCGGAACGAUCGUUCUACUCGACGAAAUUUCUGUUGGGUAUUAAAUAAACUGCAGCGUGAACCACGUAUUCUGCAACGAUUGCUUUUUACAGAUGAAAGUAGUUUCUUGAGCAGUAAUAUGUUGAAUCCACAAAAUUCGAGGAUUUGGGCCCACAGAAAUCCUCAUGCAUUGUUUCAAAGACACAAUCAAGGACGCUUCGCUAUUAAUAGACGCCACUCAGUCUAUUUCAUGCACGAUGGUGUACCUCCUCAUAAUAAUCGACGAUGCCGGCCUGCUCCACACAUAUGGCCACCACGUUCUCCAGAUUUAAAUCUAAUGGACUUUUUUUUUGUGGGGAGCAGUGAAAGAAAUUGUUUACCGCUCGGACCAAUGGUUUAG